CGAUGCGUGCGAAUGUGGAGCAGUUAGAAACGUUUGGCUAACGGUAUCGUUGCUUCGUCUCGCUUCGCUUUGAAUUGGUCAUAAAACCUGUUCCGUUAUAGAAGAGACUAGUCUGUAUCCCCAUUAACAUAAUGGAGACUGUUAUACAAAUAAUUGUUGGGGCGUCGAAAUGGGACAUCCGUCAGAAAAUCUGGGACUACAUUGAAGAAAACAAUCUGGCCAAUUUUCCAAGGCCUGUUCACAACAGAAUCCCAAAUUUCAAGGGUGCUUUCACAGCAUGUGCCAGGGUAUCUGAGCUGCAGGGGUUCACCCAGACAGCUGAGGUGAAGGUGGAUCCCGAUAAACCUCUGGAGGGUGCUCGGCUGGCAGUGCUACAGGCACAGAAAACUUUAUUGGUCCCGACUCCUCGUCUUCGCACUGGCCUUUUCAAUAAUAUUACACCUCCUCAGGGGGCCAACAAAGAACAGCUACGCAUAUGCUCUUCUUCUCAGGUUUGAACUUACUGAUUUCACAUACAGUGCCUUGCGAAAGUAUUUGGCCCCCUUGAACUUUUCAACCUUUUGCCACAUUUCAGGCUUCAAACAUAAAGA
Messenger RNA from Micropterus dolomieu (smallmouth bass), 590 nucleotides. Its product is annotated as methenyltetrahydrofolate synthase domain-containing protein-like. Bases 132 to 497 code for a protein of 121 amino acids. Lineage: Eukaryota; Metazoa; Chordata; Actinopteri; Centrarchiformes; Centrarchidae. The record is from RefSeq and is a predicted model, not a curated record. Gene Ontology annotation, cellular component: cytoplasm. The transcript is spliced from 4 exons.